Messenger RNA from Schistocerca serialis cubense, 987 nucleotides. RefSeq names its product putative protein FAM47C. Bases 1 to 987 code for a protein of 328 amino acids. The transcript has a single exon. The record is from RefSeq and is a predicted model, not a curated record. NCBI's taxonomy places the organism in Eukaryota, Metazoa, Arthropoda, Insecta, Orthoptera, Acrididae.
AUGUCACCCCUGGAAGAUGCAAUACCUCACAGCAAGAUGUCACCCCUGGGAGAUGCAAUAUCUCACAGCAAGGUGCCACUCCUGGGACAUGCAAUAUCUCACAGCAAGGUGUCACCCCCAGAAGAUUCAGUAUCUCACAGCAAGGUCCCACCCCUGGAAGAUGCAAUAUCUCACAACAAGAUGUCAGUCCUGGAAGAUGCAAUAUCUCACAGCAAGAUGUCACCCCUGGAAGAUGCAAUACCUCACAGCAAGGUGCCACCCCUGGAAGAUGCAAUAUCUCAUAGCAAGGUGUCACCCCUGGGAGAUGCAAUAUCUCACAGCAAGGUGCCACCCCUGGGAGAUGCAAUAUCUCACAGCAAGGUGUCACCCCCAGAAGAUUCAGUAUCUCACAGCAAGGUGCCACCCCUGGAAGAUGCAAUAUCUCACUGCAAGAUGUCACCCCUGGGAGAUGCAAUAUCUCACAGCAAGGUGUCACCCCUGGAAGAUGCAAUAUCUCACAGCAAGAUGUCACCCCUGGAAGAUGCAAUAUCUCACAGCAAGAUGUCACCCCUGGGAGAUGCAAUAUCUCACAGCAUGGUGCCACUCCUGGGACAUGCAAUAUCUCACAGCAAGGUGUCACCCCCAGAAGAUUCAGUAUCUCACAGCAAGGUGCCACCCCUGGAAGAUGCAAUAUCUCACUGCAAGAUGUCACCCCUGGGAGAUGCAAUAUCUCACAGCAAGGUGUCACCCCUGGAAGAUGCAAUAUCUCACAGCAAGAUGUCACCCCUGGAAGAUGCAAUAUCUCACAGCAAGAUGUCACCCCUGGGAGAUGCAAUAUCUCACAGCAUGGUGCCACUCCUGGGACAUGCAAUAUCUCACAGCAAGGUGUCACCCCCAGAAGAUUCAGUAUCUCACAGCAAGGUCCCACCCCUGGAAGAUGCAAUAUCUCACAGCAAGGUGUCACCCCUGGAAGAUGUAAUACCCCACUGCAGGCCAACAUCCCCAUAG